GGUUGGUAGGUACGACCAUCAUCUUCAAGAACUUAAUCCACAAAACCAGGACUCAGCAAGCAACAACAUCGAAUCUUAAAAACGUCACCGGAGUUAUCGAACGACCCAUCGUAUUCCAUCCUUCGCACCUCUUAUUCGCGACACCUCCUUAUCAAACACCUAUCUGCACGAACAUCAAACCAACAAUGGCCGCUCCCACAGAAGCCCAGAUUGCCCAUCAAGAGCUGAUCGACAAGCUUGAUAUCCAUUCCAUCCAUAAGAGCUUCCGCAACCCUCACUGGCGACCAAACCAGCGACGCAACAAGAACAUCAAGACCAUCAUAGGUGAUGCCUCGCGCAAGGAAGCCUCUGUGAUCGUCACGCCCCAAGACAACAGCGGCACCGUCACUCCCGCACAGGGAGAUGGUGACGGCCUUUCUACCAGCGGUUCUUCGACGCCCGCUCAGCAGGCGGCUGGUGGCAACAACUCGAACCUGCAACCGAACCUCGCUCAAGCUUCGCGGAGUUUAUCGAAACUUGUACUAGAGAAGAGCCUACGACCUAAUGGCGCUGGUGGUGCACCCGUCUCGGCCGCGCCGAGCGCGACUUACACAAACAUUGAAUCAGCCCCUUCGCUCGCGCACACGAAACGAUACUGCGAUAUCACCGGUCUUCCUGCCCCUUACCUCGACCCAAAGAGCCGAUUACGGUAUCACAGCAAGGAGGUGUUCGGCUUCAUUCGCACUCUGCCUCAGAGCGCAGCGGAGCAGUAUCUAGAAGCAAGAGGCGCACAUACAAUUCUGAAAUGAAAGGGAAUAGUCAAUAUGAGAGGUGUACGAGACAUUCUACUAAACAGUGCAGCAAUGGUGUCACUUUGGCUUUUCUAUAUCUAUUCUGGCCAUUGAUGCAUCCGAACGGCCGGCUUCUUACAUG
Messenger RNA from Daldinia loculata, 912 nucleotides. RefSeq lists its product as uncharacterized. The coding region runs from base 186 to 788 and encodes 200 amino acids. Gene Ontology annotation, biological process: chromatin remodeling. NCBI's taxonomy places the organism in Eukaryota, Fungi, Ascomycota, Sordariomycetes, Xylariales, Hypoxylaceae. The record is from RefSeq and is a predicted model, not a curated record. Gene Ontology annotation, cellular component: Ino80 complex. The transcript has a single exon.